GCGCUUGCCAAAGGGUGCAAGCUCCGCUCCUGUGCUCGUUUCAAGACCAGUGGUGGACAAAAAGAGAUCGCCUGUCGCUGUCGCAGAAAUCCUGAAGAGCGCAACCUUCAGCGUUAGCCAGCGGCACAGCGGUCCCCUCAGUGCAGCCUAAAACCGCUGCCGUGCGACGGGCCUCGACCAGUAAGGACCGGUAACGGCCCUAGCGCAUCGCCGCAGCGCGCGCAAAGCACAGAUAAAAUAUGGAGGACGACUCCGUCCAGGCCUUCGACGACACGGUCGACGAGCGCUUCUACGACGAGCGCCGCGAGCGCGCGCAGCGGCGGCAGCGGAAGCGCUACCACGCCGUCUACGUCGCGCCGAAGUGGCGCGCCGAGCUGCCAAGCACGACCAACGACGAAGACUCGGACGACGGCGAAGGGAGACAGAACCGCGGAUUGCUCUUAUGCGGCAUUUACGAACGGAAGCGCGACGCCGACGCGGCGGCGGACGGCGUCGGGGAGUUGAUUUUGAGGAUGUUCCGCGGGACGGAUUCGAGAGAUGGCUCCUGGGCCCUGGCGCAUUCCCUGCCGGCCGAGAUCUUGGGUCUGGUGCGAUCGUACGGCUCCGCGGGCGACAUUGAGUUGAGGGAGAUGGGCCCGGGCCUCCAGAAGGAGUUAAGAAGCUGCUGUUGUACAAUGUUGGAUCGGGAACGGAGAAGAUACGCGAAUUCGCUGCGGUAUAUGACGCCGUCGUUAGUCCUGAAGGCUCUGAAGGUCGCGGAGUUGACUCCGGUCAUGUCCUGCGCCGAGGCGGGCGUCGACCUCCGGGCGCUGGGCCAGGACGAGCUCGAGGCGAGAUUAAGUGAGGCCGUCGCCGCGCGCGACGGCGGCGAGGGCGAGGCCAGGUCCGAGGCCCGGCGCGAGGGUGCGGUGGGCCAGGACCGCGCCGUCGCGGCCAUGAUGAUUACUCAGCUCGGCGCGCUCAUCGGCGAGUGCGACGCCGAGAUCCGACGGCGCGCCGAGGGCGGUUCCUAUGGUCAUGGGUCGCUGAUCGCAGAUGGGUCGUUGGUCGAGGACGGCCCGGGCGAGCGGCCGUCUUUGCGAGCCAUCCUCGCGGACCGGAACCUCGUCAAGCUCGACCGGUGGCUCCAGGGCCGUCCGUCCCCGGCGGUGCUCGCGCGCCUCCUGCACCAGGAAAAAAAGUUCGCUCUCGCGCGGGGCAAUGACGAUUCCGGCAGCGACGACGACGACGACGGCUACCCGCGGUGUUCAUUGGUCGAAUCGACGGGCCCCGUGUGCAGCGUCCACGUCGCGCCGGUCGCGGCGCCCAGAGGGGCGGCGCGCGGCCGCCCCUUUGCCAUUUUAGGAAGACACGACGAGUGCGGGAACGGCGAGGGAGACGACGACCGCUGGCGUUCUAGGGUGCUCGGCCUCGCGUUCGGCGAAUCGAAUGUAAUGGACGCGGUCCGCGACGAAUUGCUGUACGGCGUCAAGGACGAGCUCAUGGGCUCGAGCGACUGGUGGGGCGGCAUGGUCCUCGCGCCGACGCAGCCGUGGCCGCACCGCGUCGACGCCGAGGCGCCCCAUUCGGUGCUAAGCUUCUACGAGGAGGCCGUGCCACCGGAGGUGCUCUUUGGGGCCGAGGCGCCACCUUUGGAAGCUCUGGCGUCCGGGCGCGCGCUGAAGGCGGCGCUGCCCGAGAACGACGCGCAGGAGAUACCGGACACGGUCUUCGGCGGCGUCGCGCUAGGGGAGCGGGAGUACGCCAUGCCCAGUUUUCCAGCAGGGCCACGGGGAGACAUGCACGACAUGGCGCAGCCGUUCUUCGUCUGGGCGCAGCACGAGCGGAUCGCGCGCGGCUACCUCUUCGGCUCCGACCCGCACGAGUGCUUCGUGGACAACUUCCUGACCUGGGCCGAGCCCGUCCGCUUCCACCCGAAGCCGAAGCCGGUCCGCAAGCCGGCCGCGAAGAAAAGGCUGCCCACGCGCAAGCCAGCUGCGAAACGGCGGAAGAGGUAA
Molecule: messenger RNA, 1997 nt
Organism: Pelagomonas calceolata
Lineage: Eukaryota; Pelagophyceae; Pelagomonadales; Pelagomonadaceae
Source: the annotation of a GenBank genome assembly